AUGGUGGCGGAGAGCCCGGCCGCCGCCCGGCCGCUGCCGGGACCCCCCCGGGCUUGGUGCUACACCUCGGUGAUCCUGGCGUUCGCCCUCGCCGCCCUGCCCCCCGGCCGCGCGUCCAACCUGCUGCCCGGCGGCGAGUGCCAGGGCGGCGGCAAGGGGAAAGGCAUCAACUGCUCAGAAUUAAAUGUAAGGGAGUCUGAUGUAAGAGUGUGUGAUGAAUCAUCAUGUAAAUAUGGGGGAGUGUGUAAAGAAGAUGGAGAUGGCUUGAAAUGUGCAUGUCAGUUUCAGUGUCAUACAAAUUACAUUCCUGUUUGUGGAUCAAAUGGAGACACUUACCAAAAUGAAUGCUUCCUCAGGAGAGCUGCUUGCAAGCAUCAGAAAGAGAUAACAGUGGUAGCAAGAGGACCUUGUUAUUCUGAUAAUGGUUCUGGAUCAGGAGAAGGGGAGUAUGAAGGAUCUGGAACAGAAGUUCACAGAAAACACUCCAAAUGUGGGGCUUGCAAAUACAGGGCUGAGUGUGAUGAAGAUGCAGAAAAUGUUGGGUGUGUAUGUAAUAUAGACUGCAGUGGGUACAGUUUUAAUCCUGUAUGUGCUUCUGAUGGACGUUCUUAUAACAAUCCAUGUUUUGUUCGAGAAGCAUCGUGUUUGAGGCAGGAACAGAUUGACAUAAGGCACCUUGGACACUGCUUAGAAACAGAUGACACCAGCUCAGUAGGAAAGAAAGAUGAUGGAAUGCAGUAUCGACCAGAGGUGAAAGAUGCCAGUGAUCAAAGAGAAGACAUUUAUAUUGGAAACCACAUACCUUGUUCAGAAAGCUUCAAUGGUUACUGUAUACAUGGAAAAUGCGAAUUCAUUUAUUCCACUCAGAAGGCUUCCUGCCGAUGUGAAUCAGGAUAUACUGGACAGCACUGUGAAAAGACAGACUUUAGUAUUCUUUAUGUUGUACCAAGCAGACAAAAGCUUACACAUGUCCUUAUUGCAGCAAUAAUUGGAGCUGUACAGAUUGCCAUUAUAGUUGCAAUUGUCAUGUGCAUAACAAGAAAAUGCCCUAAAAACAACAGAGGACGUCGACAGAAGCAAAACCUAGGCCAUUUUACUUCAGAUACAUCAUCCAGGAUGGUUUAA
Messenger RNA from Emys orbicularis (European pond turtle), 1125 nucleotides. It is a transcript of the gene TMEFF1, whose product is annotated as transmembrane protein with EGF like and two follistatin like domains 1. Bases 1 to 1125 code for a protein of 374 amino acids. Lineage: Eukaryota; Metazoa; Chordata; Testudines; Emydidae. Gene Ontology annotation, cellular component: plasma membrane. The record is from RefSeq and is a predicted model, not a curated record. The transcript is spliced from 10 exons. Gene Ontology annotation, molecular function: protein binding.